GUCGAAAGGAGCGCAAAUUAUAAAUAAAAAAAACGUAAAAUUUAGAUUAUCUCGUGAGUAAGUGUAACAGCUGGAGCGAUAUGGAUGAUGAAGAGGAAACAUACAGGCUGUGGAAGAUUCGCAAAACCAUCAUGCAGCUGUGCCAUGACAGAGGCUACCUGGUGACACAGGACGAGUUGGACCAGACUCUGGACGAGUUCAAGAGUCAGUUUGGGGACAAGCCCAGCGAGGGUCGACCCAGACGCACAGACCUCACUGUGCUGGUGGCACACAACGAUGACCCCACAGACCAGAUGUUCGUUUUCUUUCCUGAGGAGCCCAAGGUAGGAAUCAAGACGAUUAAGAUGUACUGUCAGAGGAUGCAGGAGGAGAACAUCACACGAGCCAUCAUUGUUGUUCAGAUGGGCAUGACACCAUCAGCCAAGCAGUCUCUCGUUGACAUGGCGCCCAAAUACAUAUUGGAACAGUUUCUACAGCAGGAGCUGCUGAUUAACAUCACAGAGCAUGAGCUCGUUCCUGAGCACAUUGUCAUGACAAAAGAGGAAGUGACUGAACUUCUGGCACGAUAUAAAUUAAAGGAAAGUCAGCUGCCGAGGAUCCAGGCUGGGGACCCUGUGGCCCGCUACUUUGGCUUGAAAAGAGGACAGGUAGUAAAGAUCAUCAGACCUAGUGAAACAGCUGGGAGGUACAUCACAUACAGACUGGUGCAGUGACAGACAGGUGUUCUUCUGCAUCUGCGUUUAGGACCAGUGAAGGAAACCGACAACGUUGUAGCUUUCUUUACUCAUCCAUCGAUUGUUCUUCUGCUUUUGAUUUGUGUUGUUUAAACUGUUUUUAUAUUUACUGACUUAAAAAAAGUAAAAAAAAAAAUUAAAUUAAAUCAUG
Messenger RNA from Scatophagus argus, 885 nucleotides. It is a transcript of the gene polr2eb, whose product is annotated as RNA polymerase II, I and III subunit E, b. Gene Ontology annotation, cellular component: RNA polymerase III complex; RNA polymerase I complex; RNA polymerase II, core complex. Gene Ontology annotation, biological process: DNA-templated transcription. Lineage: Eukaryota; Metazoa; Chordata; Actinopteri; Scatophagidae. The record is from RefSeq and is a predicted model, not a curated record. The transcript is spliced from 8 exons. Gene Ontology annotation, molecular function: DNA-directed RNA polymerase activity; DNA binding. Bases 81 to 713 code for a protein of 210 amino acids.